Bradysia coprophila is the source of this 975-nucleotide messenger RNA. RefSeq lists its product as uncharacterized. The record is from RefSeq and is a predicted model, not a curated record. Lineage: Eukaryota; Metazoa; Arthropoda; Insecta; Diptera; Sciaridae.
AUCUAAUCAGAGCAUUCGGAAAGCGAUCCUAUUUCAUUAUUUCACAAAAUAAAAUGUUCGGUGAUCUUUCUGAUUGCAUGGGAAUGGAUGAUGUAUCCGUCAUUAUUACGUCGGAUGCUGAAGAUUGUUCGAUCGACAUUUCAUGUUGUGGCUCGAGAACAGAUGCCUGCGUUCGGUCGAGAACAGAUGCUUUCGCUUGGUCGAAGGAGAUGCGCGUAAAGUACAUAACAGAUUCAUGCACGAAUGAUUCGACGGACCCUUCUGGGUCUACGUCAAGAGAUGUGCUGCAUGGUACUACGAAAGAUGCGGUGGAUGCUAUGUUGAUAAUAGAUGUAACUGAUGGAUCCGUCAUUAUUACGCCGGAUGCUGAAGAUUGUUCGAUCGACAUUUCGUGUUGUGGCUCGAGAACAGAUGCCUGCGUUCGGUCUAGAACAGAUGCUUUCGCUUGGUCGAAGGAGAUGCGCGUAAAGUCCAUAACAGAUUCAUGCACGAAUGAUUCGACGGCCCCUUCUGGUGAGUUGAGCAAAGAAGCGUCGACUUCAACUUCAACAUUUAGCACAUUGGUCAGUUGGCUCUCCAUCACAAACUCAUUUAUAGGGUCUACGUCAAGAGAUGUGCUGCAUGGUACUACGAAAGAUGCGGUGGAUGCCAUGUUGAUAAUAGAUUUAACGGAUGGCGAGUCGAUAGUUGUACUGGAUGGCACCGAGAAUCGUGAAGUGUCGUUUCCAAUUGUUGUCUCCGAAUGUUCGAAGAUCCGCCAAAAGUCCUCCAAUUCUGUUAAAUAAAUGUCCUCGAAUUGGAGUAACUUAAUCCACGUUGCUUCCUGAUCGGUGUCGUCCAAAUCAAUAAUGGAGCCAAUGUUUAGCGAUAGAUUCUUUGCCAUUUCGAGUGACUGCUGACAGCAAUGAUAUUUGCUUUAAUUAUUUCAUCACAAUAAUCACAAUAAUGUAUGAACAAUAAACUUACGUUUAAUUA